Somion occarium is the source of this 303-nucleotide messenger RNA. Lineage: Eukaryota; Fungi; Basidiomycota; Agaricomycetes; Polyporales; Cerrenaceae. The record is from the annotation of a GenBank genome assembly.
AUGCAUCGCGGAUACGUUGAUUCAACGAGGAGGCAGGGCCCACGAUUCAGGAACCUUGCGAUUCUUGGUUAUAGUCUGAUUCGCAGUGGGAAAUUGGGAAUUACAUCCAGGCAGGUAAUGAUUACGGAGAAAACGUGCGCCGUUGCCUCCGAAGCAUCUGACGUUGGAUGUGAUGCGGAAAUAAAAGGUCUGGACUGCUCUACAUCCAGCAGACGAAUAGACACGCAGGCAACACGAAGGCGAUCAAAUCAACGUCGUGCAAGUGGCCUCCAUUUUCUAUCGUCCUUUCGUUCGUUAAGAUGA